AUGAUGUUCAAGCUGGGAUUCGUCUUCACGCUCGCUCUUGCGAGCUGCAUGGCGGAAGAGGGAUAUCCGAGUGUGCGUCCCGACGGGCAGUUGUCCUACAAUCGAGGAUACAACUAUCAGGAUCCGCGUGAGGAGCAAUCGGCCGAUGGGAUAUCCGGCGUGGCGGGCAAGGAUUACCCGAUCUUCCGCGAGGUCCCGCAAACGCGAUUCGAGUGCGAGCAACAGCAAUAUCCGGGCUAUUACGCUGACCCUGAAGCCGAGUGUCAGGCGUUUCACAUCUGUCAACGGGGCGGCCGUAAGGACUCCUUCCUUUGUCCGAACGGCACGUUAUUCAAUCAGCCGAGACUGGUCUGCGAGUGGUGGUACAACGUGGAUUGCUCGAGCGCGCCAAGUUUCUACUCCAUUAACGAGGCGGUUGCAAAAGCAAUGGAGGAAGCUGAUAGGCGCAUCCAACUAGCUGCCGAAGAGAAGAAGCUCUCCCGCGGCUACCUGCGUGAGUCUGACGUUGAUGCUUGGAAUAAGUACAACCAGCAGAACGUGAAACAAGGAUGGAACGACACGCCGACUCGGCAUAAUUCAAUGUCUGAUUUCGCCAAGGGCCUUCCUUACGAGGCACCCGCGUCGACGUCGAUCCCUCCUCCUGUUUACGGCGCGCCUCAAUUUCCCGCCGAAUCCUCGCCGAACGCGUACAACCCGGGCAAUUCUUAUUUGUCAGAACAGAACUACGUGAUCACGGACGCGAAAUUCGGCAGGCAAACGGCGAAGAGCAACUUCGCGGGAUCGACGGCGAACGUUUACCUGCCCGCGUAA
Dinoponera quadriceps is the source of this 810-nucleotide messenger RNA. RefSeq lists its product as uncharacterized. Bases 1 to 810 code for a protein of 269 amino acids. NCBI's taxonomy places the organism in Eukaryota, Metazoa, Arthropoda, Insecta, Hymenoptera, Formicidae. The record is from RefSeq and is a predicted model, not a curated record. The transcript is spliced from 3 exons. Gene Ontology annotation, cellular component: extracellular region. Gene Ontology annotation, molecular function: chitin binding.